This is a messenger RNA of Ictalurus furcatus (blue catfish), 2503 nucleotides long. It is a transcript of the gene cstf1, whose product is annotated as cleavage stimulation factor, 3' pre-RNA, subunit 1. The coding region runs from base 74 to 1369 and encodes 431 amino acids. The transcript is spliced from 6 exons. Gene Ontology annotation, molecular function: RNA binding; protein binding. Gene Ontology annotation, cellular component: mRNA cleavage stimulating factor complex. Gene Ontology annotation, biological process: mRNA 3'-end processing. The record is from RefSeq and is a predicted model, not a curated record. Lineage: Eukaryota; Metazoa; Chordata; Actinopteri; Siluriformes; Ictaluridae.
CUGUGCGUGGCUCUCGCGCUUUUAAGAGGUGUGUGUGUGUGUUGCUAAUUCUGAAACGUCUCAUAUCACAAAGAUGUAUCGUCCUAAACCGACUCUGAAAGACAGACAGCACUUGUAUAACCUGAUCAUCAGCCAGCUGCUUUAUGACGGUUACACCAACAUCGCCAACAGCCUCAUAAGCGAAGUGAAGCCGCCGAGUGUGGUGUCUCCAUCUGAGCAGCUUAUGCAGCUCGCCAAGAUCGGAAUGGAGAAUGAUGACAGCGCAGUGCAGUAUGCUAUCGGACGCUCAGACACGGUGGCUCCCGGUGUGGGCAUCGACCUGGAGUUCGAUGCUGACGUGCAGACCAUGUCUCCGGAGGCCUCGGAGUACGAGACGUGUUAUGUGACCUCACACAAAGGGCCGUGUCGCGUGGCCACGUACAGCCGAGACGGACAGCUCAUUGCCACCGGCUCUGCAGACGCCUCCAUUAAAAUCCUGGACACAGAACGUAUGCUGGCCAAGAGCGCAAUGCCCCUGGAGGUGAUGAUGAACGAGACAGCACAGCAGAACAUGGAGAAUCACCCGGUUAUCCGAACCCUGUAUGACCAUGUUGAUGAGGUCACAUGCCUGGCCUUCCACCCCACCGAGCAGAUCCUGGCCUCGGGAUCCCGCGAUUACACACUCAAACUGUUUGACUACUCCAAGCCCUCAGCAAAAAGAGCUUUCAAACACAUCCAGGAAGCAGAAAUGCUGCGCUCCAUCUCCUUCCACCCAUCAGGAGAUUACUUGCUGGUGGGCACACAGCAUCCAACACUGCGCCUUUACGACGUCAAUACAUUCCAGUGUUUUGUGUCUUGCAACCCUCUGGAUCAGCACACGGAUGCCAUCUGCAGCGUGAGCUACAACCCAGGAGCCAACACCUAUGUCACGUGCAGCAAGGACGGCAGCAUCAAGCUGUGGGACGGCGUCUCCAACCGAUGCGUGUCCACAUUCGAUAAGGCACAUGAUGGGGCUGAGGUCUGCUCGGCAGUCUUCUCCAAAAACUCAAAGUACAUUCUUUCCAGUGGCAAGGACUCUGUGGCCAAGCUGUGGGAGAUCUCCACUGGUCGCACACUGGUCAAAUACACCGGAGCAGGACUGAGUGGCCGUCAGACACACCGCACGCAGGGUGUCUUUAACCACACUGAGGACUAUGUGCUGUUGCCAGAUGAGCGAACGGUCAGUCUGUGCUGUUGGGACUCGCGCACAGCCGAGCGGAAGAACCUGCUCUCACUCGGCCAUAAUAAUAUUGUGCGUUGCAUCGUGCACUCUCCCACUAACCCGGGCUUCAUGACGUGCAGCGAUGACUUCCGCGCGCGCUUCUGGUACCGCCGGACCACCACCGACUGAGCCGCCGUCGGGCUGCACAUGAGUUUCAGGUCUAUGUGUAAAAAAUGCUUAGAUGUACUGUAAGUGGUUGAGCAGAUAAUGUGGUCUCAGAGGUAUCAGAACUGUAGUUGUUGUGUCUGAACUGCACCUCUAGAGAGCGCUAUUGUUCUCCGAGGAACUUGCAGCGGAACUCUUGCAUUUUUAAGCUGUCCGUGUCCGAUAUCUGAGCUUUAAUGAAGUUGUUUCCUGUGUGAUAUGACAUGAGUUCUUUGUGAGGGACGAGUGAAUUUGUUACUUUUUCAGUUCGUUUGAUACAUUUGAUUUUUUUUUUUUUUUAAUAAAAGAAAAAUUGUGUCCAUUGUAAAUCAAACCUCUAGUGAAGCAAAUCAAUCAAAAGGGGAUUAAAGAAUUUUGCAAACAUAAAACUAUAUAAUAUCAGUAACGCGUUCAUCCAAACCAAUAUACGGUAAUUUUAGUGGAAAUGCAGUGGUGCUUGAAAAUUUGUUUGUUAUAGAAUUUUCUAAAUUUCUUCUUGAUGUGAAAAUCUGAUGAUGUUUUAGGUCGUAAGUCCUAAAAGUAUACGAAGAGAACCAUAUUAAGCAAAUGAGAUGAAUAUUAUACUUGGUUAUUAAUGUAUUUAUUGAGGAAAAUGAUCCAGUAUUGCAUAUCUGUGAGUGGCAAAAGUAUGUGAACCUUUGCUUUCAGUAUCCGGUGUGACCCCCUUGUGCAGCAAUAACUGCAACUAAACGUUUGAGGUAACUGUUGAUCAGUUCUGCACGUCAUCUAUGAGCAAUUUUAGCCCGUUCCUCAAUAUGGAACAGCUUUGACUCUGGGAUGUUGGCGUGUUUCCUCACAUGAACUGCUUGCUUCAGGUUCUUCCACAACAUUUCUAUUGGAUUAAGAUCAGGACUUUGACUCGGUCAUUCCAAAACAUUCACUUUAUUCUUCUUUAACCGUUCUCUGUAGAAUGACUCGUGUGUUUAGGGUUAUUGUCUUACUGCAUGACCCACUUUCUCUUGAGAUUCAGAUCAUUGACAGAUGUCCUGACAUUUUCCUUUAGAAUUCGCUGGUAUAAUUCAGAAUUCAUUGUUCCAUCAAUGAUGGAAAGCCUUCCUGGCACAGAUACAGCAAAACAUGAUACUGCCACCACCAUGU